Messenger RNA from Auxenochlorella protothecoides, 333 nucleotides. RefSeq lists its product as hypothetical. The transcript has a single exon. The record is from RefSeq and is a predicted model, not a curated record. The coding region runs from base 1 to 333 and encodes 110 amino acids. Lineage: Eukaryota; Viridiplantae; Chlorophyta; Trebouxiophyceae; Chlorellales; Chlorellaceae.
AUGUUGCGAUUCAUCCACAGCCGUCUGUGCAGUUUGAUAGCGUCACAGUGUAUGCGAUGGCAGCCACACGGUGGGGCAGUAAGCCGAAGGUCUCUGCACAUAGCCCCAGACUGGUGUGAGCAUUCGCGUGCUGCACGCAGCAAAUGGGUUCAAGCCACUGCUGGAAACCAGGCCGGCAUUGGAUCAGGGUUCCACAAGGUGUGGGUGCUCCUCCCAGAACUGGUUGCCAAUGAUGUCGACGUGCAAGACCUGCAGCACCCACUUUUCCCGCACGCCCCAGCUCCCAUCUGGCUUCUUCACCCUGACUUCCGCCCGCUGGCGGAUGAGGGUUGA